GCCAGUCCCACCAUUGACAUCGGAGCCAGUCCUACUAUUGACGUCGGAGCCAGUCCAAGAAAACGAUGGUGCCAGAACCAGUCACACCACCCAUGAAGAUAAUGUCACCGAUCUCAUAUUUCUACACCCUGAAGAUAUUAAAAAAAGAGGUUCGAUGAUACAGAAGAAGCCUAUGAUUUCAACUGGGACUACGGGUUGGUCAAAGGCUUUGACAUCAGAAAAUCAGACAUUGGUCGUGAUAAGAACCAAGUGAUGAUAUGGCGUGACUAUUUAUGCUAUGGUGAGGGAAAGAGGCGCAUGAAAAGCACAGAACGAAAGAGAGAAGCAAGAGGGGAGACCAGAUUUAACUGCAGAGCCAAGAUGCGUGUUAAACACGACAAGGUCGAUGGGAAGUGGUAUGUGCACCAGUUUGAUGAUGUACACACACAUGAAACGAUCCCCAGAGAAUAUAAGCACUACAUGAAAGGGAAACAUCGUAUGAGUGAUGCAGUCAAAGCAGCGAUAAAUUUUAGAAGAGCUGCAGGCAUGAAAACUUCUCAAAUUGUGAAUCUGGUCGUAUCAGAAGCAGGAGGCUACGACAAUUUGAGCUACACGAGGAAGGAUGCAUAUAAUUAUGCGGACAAAGAGAGGAAAGAACAAAUCAGUGAAGGUGAUGCUGCAACAGCCCUAGCCUACCUGCAAGCUAUAUGCAGCGCGUACUAUCAUUUCGUUAUUGAACUAAAGAAGGAUGAAGACGACCGGCUUAUUAACAUCUUGUGGGCUGAUAGUGUUUCUGUUGCUGAUUACGCAUGCUUUGGAGAAUUACUGUCAUUCGAUGCUACUUACAAAAGGAACAUUUACCAGAUGCCUCUCGUGAUUUAUUGAUUUACUUGUCCUUCACGCAUACAAUUAUCCUGAUCAUGCUAAAAUAACCCUAGCAAUUUGCAUAAUCUAACUUAUUUUGUACUUUUUUAGGUGUCAGCCACCAUUCGCAAACUUGCAUAUUUGCAUGUGCUUUCUUGGCUAACGAGAGAGAGGAAAAUUAUAUUUGGGUGUUGGGAGUUUUGAAUAGAAGGCUAGGCGGUGUAGAUCCCAAGACUAUUAUUACAGAUGGGGAUAAAGCAAUGCGUAUUGC
Linum trigynum is the source of this 1114-nucleotide messenger RNA. NCBI's taxonomy places the organism in Eukaryota, Viridiplantae, Streptophyta, Magnoliopsida, Malpighiales, Linaceae. The record is from the annotation of a GenBank genome assembly.